This is a messenger RNA of Guyanagaster necrorhizus, 1581 nucleotides long. RefSeq lists its product as uncharacterized. Gene Ontology annotation, cellular component: transcription factor TFIID complex. The transcript has 6 exons. The record is from RefSeq and is a predicted model, not a curated record. Lineage: Eukaryota; Fungi; Basidiomycota; Agaricomycetes; Agaricales; Physalacriaceae. Gene Ontology annotation, molecular function: RNA polymerase II general transcription initiation factor activity. Gene Ontology annotation, biological process: RNA polymerase II preinitiation complex assembly; transcription initiation at RNA polymerase II promoter. Bases 25 to 1440 code for a protein of 471 amino acids.
GACCACCACAACUCCUUGCUCAUCAUGGACGAAGACAUCAUUGUCGUCGACGACGCUGAGGCUCCACCAUCUCAAGCCGGACCAUCCAAAGUCAAUGGAUUUAGUGGUGUAUCAGAUUUAUCUGCAAAACCUUCACCGACCGGUGCUGGAGAAAGACAUUCUUCUCGUCUUCGAACAACAAGUGCUGCUGCCCGGGCUGCAAUGGACGCUGCUAACGAGCGGACGACACGAUCUACAGGAAUAAAGAACAAGCCACCUCCGAAACUAAAACUUAAACUGAGUGAGAAAGCGGCAGCACAAGCUCCAGGAAUGUCAUUUCUGGGCCAGUACGACCGAGAACUGGAUUCGGAUGACGAAGAACUCGCAUUCGAAGAGCAGUUCAUUCUGCGUAUGCCAGCGGGAGAGGAUUGUGAGAAGUUAAGGAAGAUGGUCGCUGCUCGGGAGAUACCUAAUGAUGUCUGGUUCAAGUUCAAAGACUCUCGCCGUGCCGUAUUUCGUAUUGGUAAUUCAACGUAUUCCUCGAAACUCGUGGAUCUGCCCUGUAUUAUUGAGUCCCAGAAAACGCUGGAUAACAAACAAAUGUUCAAAGUUGCGGACAUAUGUCAAAUGCUUGUUGUUGAAAAUCGCGUCGAGAACGAUGAUGCCGCCAUGAACCAGAAGAGCUUCAAUAUUGAAGAGUUCAUUUGGCCGCAUGGUAUCACCCCACCACUGCAUCAUGUCCGGAAACGAAGAUUUCGCAAAAGGAUAAAUAGAAGGACCAUUGAGAGCGUGGAGCAAGCAGUCGAAAGGCUUCUUGAGGAAGACACGCUGGCAACAGAAGUCAAAUACGAGGUACUUGAAAAUGUCAAUCCUGACUUGUCGGACUCAGAAUUCAUUGAACGAGAAGAAGCAAUCGACGCUGCGACACCCGCUAUAUCUGAUAUUGGUGACGCCGCCACACCCGGAGGAGAUAUCGGAGAAUACGAGGCCGAAGGCGAUGAGGAGGAAGAGGAAGAACCUGACGGGGACAUUGAUGAAGAGUUGGCGGCGGAGCUCGACUUGGCCCUCGGUGACGAACAGCAAGGUGAUGGUGAUGAGGAUGAGGACGACGAGGACGAUGAAAGCGAGGAAGAUGAAGAUGAUGAAGAUGAUGAGGAGGCCCAAGCAAGGAAGUUGUUGAACGAAGAAAUUCGUGAUUUGGAAGCGGCGGUGGCGAAAAAGGGUAACGAGAUUGCAAGCUCUUCCAAUCCGCUCAUUAGGAAACGGUUCGAAGAUGCCCUGAAGAAAUUGACUUAUGACCUAGAAACUAAGAUUGUUCAACGGGAUGAACUACAGGAAAUGCAGCGGUUGAAGAAGGAGGGUAUUACUCUCGAUGAUAACCGCGAGUCUGACUCCGACGGAGACAGAAAUGAUGAUGGCGAUAUGGAUCGAGGCGGGGAAGGUCCAAUGGAAAUUGACUGACAUUCUGCCCGAGUACUUGUUGCAUUCCUAUUAUUUUUGUGUACUGCUUAUACUCUUUCUUCGAUCUCGAUAGAUCCUCUUUUCCCUGAGUGUUUACUCGUAAUGGCUUUCCUAGAGUUCUUUGACGACUUCUCGUGACGG